Macaca mulatta (Rhesus monkey) is the source of this 1840-nucleotide messenger RNA. NCBI's taxonomy places the organism in Eukaryota, Metazoa, Chordata, Mammalia, Primates, Cercopithecidae. The record is from RefSeq and is a predicted model, not a curated record.
AACCCAACCUUCUCAAAACGAGACCUUUUGGUGCUUAGUGUUGUGCAUUCACUUUGGAUUUCUAGAGGAGAAUUAGAACUGGGACUUGGAAUCAAAUGCAUAAGAAUGAAUCCAUGAGAAGAAAACCUCCUUCAUGGACAGAGGGGUACAGAGUUAUUUGGAGUUGUCAAGAGAAUUAAGCCCUGCUAUGCACCAAAGACAGAUGUAGGGGCCAUGGGCAUAGAUGCUUUUGUGGUCAAUGAAUUGGUGAAGUCCUCACAGGCUAGAGAUUCUCAGGUCUCCUCCUGCCUGAAAUCAGCUCUUUCCUUAGUGGAGUCUUCUUGAUUGAAUUGUGUCUACUGAUGCUAUGUCACAAAGGGGUGGCUUUGCUUUCUCCAGAGUCACCUAAGGCCUCAUUGGAAGACCAGGGCCAUGCAACCAGAGGGGUUGAAAUGUAGGAUGGAGGAAUCCAAAGCAGAGAGGGGCACAGCCGAGCCCUUCCCGAGGCUCCACAACUUGCACAGCAUCCCUCGCUGCGCGCAGCAGGCCGCCCUGCCCCGGCUGAGCCGCAGGAUGGCGAGCCAGCACUCCUACCCGCUGAACCGCUUCUCCUCCGUGCCCUUAGACCCCAUGGAGCGCCCCAUGUCUCAGGCCGACCUGGAGCUGGACUACAACCCGCCGCGGGUGCAGCUCAGCGACGAGAUGUUCGUGUUCCAGGACGGGCGCUGGGUGAAUGAGAACUGCCGCCUGCAGUCUCCCUACUUCUCCCCAUCCGCCUCCUUCCACCACAAGCUGCACCACAAGAGGCUGGCCAAGGAGUUCGUGCUGCAGGAGGAGAACAAGUCUCUGCGGGAGGAGAACAAGGCCCUGCGCGAGGAGAACAGAAUGCUCCGCAAGGAGAACAAAAUCCUGCAGGUCUUCUGGGAGGAGCACAAGGCCUCGCUGGGCCGGGAGGAGAGCCGGCCCCCCUCACCGCUGCCGCAAAAGGACAGCGCGUCCCUGGAGGUGGUGAAGAAGGACCACGUCGCCCUGCAGGUGCCCCGCGGCAAGGAGGACAGCACCCUGCAGCUACUACGGGAGGAGAACCGCGCGCUGCAGCAGCUGCUGGAGCAGAAACAGGCCUACUGGACCCAGACAGAGGACGCAGCCGCCCCCGCCGAGGAAAGCAAGCCCGCCCCCUCGCCCCACGAGGAGCCCUGCAGCCCCGGGCUGCUGCAGGACCAGGGCUCCGGCCUCUCCUCCCACUUCGAGGAGCCCAGAGGGCCCCCCGCCCCGCAGGAGGACUCCAAGACCCUGCGCGCCCUGCGGGAGAUGGUCAGCAACAUGUCCGGGCCCUCCGGGGAGGAGGAGGCCAAGGCGGGCCCGGGCCUGCCCGACGGCUGCCAGCCCCUGCAGCUGCUGAGAGAGAUGAGGCAGGCGCUGCAGGCCCUGCUCAAGGAGAACCGGCUCCUGCAGGAGGAGAACAGGACCCUGCAGGUGCUACGGGCGGAGCACAGGGGCUUCCAGGAGGAAAACAAGGCCCUGUGGGAGAACAACAAGCUGAAGCUGCAGCAGAAGCUGGUCAUCGACACCGUGACCGAGGUCACCGCGCGCAUGGAGAUGCUCAUCGAGGAGCUCUACGCCUUCAUGCCGGGCAGGAGCCAGGACCCCAAGAAGCCCAGCAGGGUCUGAGGCCUCCGCCGUGCACCGGGACGCCGAGUUUGGGACACCGAACACUGGACAAAAGAGAAUCCCCUGCCUGCCUUUGUCGUCCUCGCCUUUCCCAACCAGUUCGUACCUAUUGAAAAGCAGCGUUAGUGGCCUUCCUAAACUCAGAGUAUUAAUAAAGGUGUGAGGAGGCUGGGGCCAGUUGAUACCAGCA